Molecule: messenger RNA, 540 nt
Organism: Phoenix dactylifera (date palm)
Lineage: Eukaryota; Viridiplantae; Streptophyta; Magnoliopsida; Arecales; Arecaceae
Source: RefSeq, a predicted model, not a curated record
AUGGCACUGGUGUACAAAAGAAAGAAGACUUUGAAUAAAGAUUGCAUUCUUCCCUUUAAGCUUCAUCUCCUCUUCCUCUAUCUUCUCUCCUCUAGUGCAUAUGAUUCUGUACUAUUUCUUCGGCGAUCUAAGGCUGGUAUUGUUCUUCUCUUGCUAUAUAUAUAUGAUAUGGUUAUUAAUGGAAGUGAUGUCUCAGGGAUUCAUAUACUUCAGCAGUUUCUUGGACAGCAGUUUGAGAUGAAGGAUUUAGGAUCCGUUAGCGACUUUCUUGAUCUUGAGGUGACAUCCAGCUCAGAUGGCUACUAUCUUUUCCAAGCUAAGUAUGCCUCUGAGCUACUGUCUCAUAUUGGGUUGACAGAUAGCAAGACUGUGGAUAGUCCUCUGGAAGUGAAUAUUAAGCUUCUUCCCACUCAUGAUGAACCAUUGAAAGAUGCGACUCUGUAUCGGCAGUUGGUUGGUAGUCUCAUUUAUCUGAUUGUUACACGUCCUGAUAUCUCUUAUGCAGUCAUCCUGAUUAGUCAAUUUAUGCAUGCACCAUGA